Messenger RNA from Astyanax mexicanus (Mexican tetra), 3579 nucleotides. It is a transcript of the gene engl, whose product is annotated as endoglin, like. Bases 364 to 3081 code for a protein of 905 amino acids. The transcript has 18 exons. The record is from RefSeq and is a predicted model, not a curated record. Lineage: Eukaryota; Metazoa; Chordata; Actinopteri; Characiformes; Acestrorhamphidae.
AAACCGAAGCUCUCCUUUUCCUUUUACUCACUAACUUUUAGCUCUCACAACAAUCUCACACUCUCACAACUUUCUAUAUCCUUAUAUCUCUCUCUCUAUCUCUCUCUUACUUUCUUUCUUUUUUCUCCUUCUUUUCAUUAUCAGAGCUGAAACUACUUAUCUUCUCUGGAUUCAGCAGCUACAGGUCCCCACCAGGGUUUGCCUGUGUGUGUGUGUGUGUGUGUGUGUGCGCGCGUGUCUAUAAGUGUGUAAAAGGGGGCGUGUGUGUCCUCAUACUUAAAUAUGUGAACACAACGUGGAGCGAUCUGUGCUGAUUCCUCGCGCAUCAGUGAUGUAAUUUGGGACCACGUCUUGGCACAGGGGAUGUGUUUUGAAGUGGAACUCUUCUGGAUUAAGAUGAAGAUGCUGCUGCUGCUGUCAGGGUGCGCUCUUUUCUGCCUCCUCCAGUUCGGAGCAGGAAUUGCAGGUGGUAUGGCGCUGCAGUGCUCCGUGUCUCCUGUGGGGGCGCUGCAUCCUGUGCAGGCUCAGCUGGAGCGGUUUGGGGCGGGGCCAGGCUGCGCUGCCAGAGAGAGCGGAGCUAAAGAGACACACGUGAUCGGCCUGGGAGGAGCCAGUUCCAGCCCAGAUAAACGGGUGACUGUAGUGUUAAGGCCUUUGUCAUACUCUCACCCAGUCAGUCGUUCAAUCAUCCUGGUUUUGAGUUCCCAGCAUGAAGUAAACUGGGUUCUGGAGAGUGAGGGGCUGCCAGAGUCGCUACGUGUGAUGGUGCAGGUGUCCUCAAACUCCUCUGUGGAGUUUGGCAGGGUGCCAGCGCGAGCCCACUCCGUGCCCACGCUGCCCUGGCACGCCCGAGCUCUACUGCAGUGGACCCUUCAGCGCCACUCCACCAUCACAUCCCUCACCCACUCCACCCGCGCCAACCGCGUAUACCUCCGCCUCGGAGAGGAUCCCAGCAUGCCGAGGGUCUGUCACCUGCAGUCUCUCUUCCUGUCUCAUAACUACCUGACUUCUGAGCUGCAGCCACAGGAGGCUAAUGGCUGCACUCCAUCAGCAGACGGGUCCGAUCCGGAAGUGCACGUCAUUAAGCUGUGGUCAGCUGGCUCUGGUCUGUGUGGCUCGUUGCAGGUGGAGGUGUCCCUCUCCCUGCUGCCUGCUGUGCCGGGUGCAGGGUGGCAUAACCUGGUGUUGGUGCUGAGCAGCGUGGCUCCAGUCAAUUUUGCAAUGGUGACCCCCGGCCUGCGCGGCCACAUCACCGUCCUCUCUUCCCAUAGUGUGACCCCUCUCUAUCCUCCUAAACCCGACCUCACCAUGACCACCACUUUCGUACCGGACCUCCUUUCGCACCCUGACCUGCUGACCUGGGCCAAUCAGAACCACUACCCCGCUGUGACAUCAUACACAGAAGCUAACCUGGCCAACCGCUUCGUGAUCAGGCUGAGAGGCAGCGGGACGGCUCAGGCGACGCUGGAGGCAAAGGAGGCGGAGACGAUGCUGAGGCAGUGGCUCUCUCGUGAGGACAGCAACGGUACAGAAGGCAACCAGGAGGCCAUCAGUGCUCAGUGUCUCGAGGGACGCCUCACUGUGUCCGUGAAUAAACACGUUUUACAGGCCCUGUCUCUCUCGGUGUCGGCAGUUACUCUGCAAGACCCAUCAUGCCAGGCACAGACCAACGGGAGCCAUUUCCUGUUGGCGUUUCCAGUAAUUUCCUGUGGGACAGAGGGAGUGAUCGAGCGAGAGGGCAGAGAAAUGCAUUACAAAAACACGGUGCUGCUAUGGAAACAUAAGCCUUUGAUGAGCCUGUCCAAUCAGACAAGAUGGAAAAUGACUGAAGAGAUGACUCCACUGGUUAUACAUUUCAGCUGUGCAGCUUCAUUUCCCACUCCUCCCAGUGUUCCCACUCCUCCUAGCGUUCCUCAGCUCAGCUCCUACAGGCCGGCAGGUACGCUGGGGCGCAGUGCUGCUACAGAGCCGCUGUGGUUCAUCUCUCCGUACGGUGUUCCUCUGCUCUCCAUGCAGCUGUUCGCCACCCAGGCGUUUGAGCAGAGAGCCGCGGGGCCGUGUGUUAUCACCUCCAACAGCCGAGUUUACGCCGAGAUCUCUGGCAGCACUUCUCUCCGUGGGCGGUUAGAGCUCAGCUCCUGUGUGGUCUCUCCUCUCUCGGACCCCCGCUCUCACCCCGGCUGGCCGGUCGUCCAAGACUUCUGCCCUGCUGACCCGUCCUUCCAUCUGGAGAAGCGUACGAGAGAGGAGCGUGGAAGUAAAGAGCAGGAGGAAGAGGAGGAGGAGGAGGAAGAAGAAGAGACAGAUGAGGGAGAAAGAGAUGAAGGAGAGAGAGAGGAGGAAGAAGAAGCUGAAGAGGGAGAGGAGGGUGGAAAAAGAGAGGGCUCGAGUCAAGUUGGAGUAGGAGCCAAAAAGAUGGACGGGGAAAAGAGGAAGGUGAGAGGUGAAUCAUUGAAAAGAAAGACUGCAGUGCAGAAAUCUGAAGCCGCCGGAGCAGUGGAGGAGAGAGAGAGAGGAAUGGGAGGAGAGAUUGUUAAAAAAAGAAGAAAGAGAGAACCCUGGCUACGGUUCAGCUUCAUCCUUCGGCCAGUGUUUAACAACUCCAUCCAGUUCCUGCACUGCAGUCUGCAGCUGUGUGGAGGCGGACCCCCGCUGACCACAGCAAGGAGGCAGUGCAUGCGGGGGCCAUCAAUACCUGCUCUCAUAAAAACACCUGCUGGACAACAGUGUGAGUAUAGAAACCUUUUGAGGCCAGUGCUGGUCACCUAUUCCCCCACUGUUGGCCUGGCUGGUCUACUGCCGCCCCCUGCAGGUCAGCUUGCUCAAAAACCUGCAGUCAGUGAAACAGAGAUGUCACGGCACAGCUCUUCUGAGAGUGGUGCAAGUACCGGCUCUAUUUUGGUGAUCGUGUUCGCUGCAUUUCUAUUGGGCAUCAGUCUGAUGGGGGCACUGUGGUGCAUCUACACCUGCACAGGGAAAUCCACAGCCGUGCAAAGAAACCUUUUUCCUGAGACCGCUGAACAAAGCCCCUGCUCCUGGAACCCCAUAGCUGAACUGGAACAGACCAGCAGCUCAGUGUAGAGAGGAGAUGGACACACGGACAGGAAGAUGUGUUUGCGUGAGAGUGUUCAUGGGUGUGAUUUUUUUACUGACAACAAUUCAGACAAAAACCCACAUGAGAUAAACCAUAACCCCAUGAGCUAUUGCCCUUUUUAACCUGGUCUGAUUAAUGUGCCUCUCUCUCUUUGGAGCUCACACACGCCUUACACCAAGACUGAGACCACUUCUUACACACGGCCGCUCAAGCUGAGCCCUCAGUGGAUCUGCUUGAGGCCUGCAUUGGACUAGUAUCUGACCAGCGCUGGGCUUUAGAUGAGUCCUAAGUGUCAUUGUGCUGCUUUGUGUUGUUUCAGGCAGUCAGACUGAGCUGAGAAUAAAAUAAAAUAUGUCGCUAAACAGAGAGAUAAACGACUGGUGCUCUGCAGUGAUUGAUUUGUGUGUUUUGUGACUGUGACUAAUGUGCUUCAGUGUUUUCGCUCAUCCUUUAGCGCUGAAGCUACGUUCAAAUAAAUCUGUAAC